Amoebophrya sp. A25 is the source of this 248-nucleotide messenger RNA. Lineage: Eukaryota; Dinophyceae; Syndiniales; Amoebophryaceae. The record is from the annotation of a GenBank genome assembly.
AAGAAUGACCAUCUAUGACGCACUGGUGAUGAUGAUAUGUCUACUGAUUUGCAAACAAUUAGAAGAGCAUCGACCUCAUGCCAGGCACACCAGUCAAUAAAUCGAUUUCUACGCAGAUGCACAAUCUGGGUCAUCGUGAAGCAGUAUCUUGAUCAGGAGGACACGCUUUUGCCUUUUUAGGAGACGCUUUUGUGACACUGUGGUGAAUGCGUUCACACACAGGAUGCAUUUUUUGGUGGAAGUUGAGG